AUGAACACCUCAACCACUCACCUCAACGACACCACCUCCAGUGUGGACGAGGCCAUGCGACAGAUCGCCAUAGCGACCAACGUCAUCAUCCUUGUCUUGGGUGUGUUUGGCAACGGGCUGGUGGUGUGGGUGACAGCCAUGAGGAAGAAGCGUUACAAUUUUACUUCCACCUGCUAUCUCAACCUGGCCAUGGCAGACCUUCUCUUCUCUUUAGGCCGCAUCCCCGCCCUGGUGCAGGAGAUCAUGUACAGCCGCUGGCCCUUUGGCAAUCCCUUAUGCAAACUGCAUGCCUUUGCACGCUACCUCACGGUCUUCGCUGGGGUCUUCAUCCUUACUCUCAUCAGUGUGGACCGCUGCUUGCUGGUAGCACAACCUGUCUGGACCCGAAACCACCGAGGGCCCCGCUUUCAGGCCCUGAUGUGUGUCGGCGCUUGGAUCUUAGCUUUGGCCUUCAGUGCCCCCUAUCUGGUGGUCCGGGAAGUUACCCUCAAAGAUGGAGCAAUGUAUUGCGGCUAUCGGAAAGAUCUCAGGAUUUCCACAGAGCUGCCCCUUAGGCUAAGCAGGUUCUUUGGGGGGUUCCUGGUACCCUUCAUCAUUAUUCUCUCAGCCUACUUGGUUCUGGUUUUUAAGCUUCGCAGACGGCGCUGGGAAGGGUCUCACCGAACCUUCACUCUGGUGGCCACCAUUGUGGUGCUGUUCUUCAUCUGUUGGCUUCCCCAUCAUGUUGUCGCACUUAUCAGCACCAUAGGGGGCUCGAAGGAGGCCUGGGGCAUUCCACUCAAGCUGUCAAAUGCUCUGGCCUACCUCCACAGCUGUAUCAACCCUGUGAUCUACGUCUUGGUGGGUUAUAUCAGGAUCCGAAGCCUCCACCGCCGGGCCUCCUUCCUCGGACUGUUCCGCAAGGCUCUAACUGAAGAGGACGAAAACUCCACAGGGGCUGAGGUGACGCGAAGCCUGAAUCAGAAGACCAAAGAGCAGUUAGAUACACCCAUUCUUGUCUCACCGGGGAAGCCUAGUAAGCAAGGCUCCUAG
Molecule: messenger RNA, 1032 nt
Organism: Euleptes europaea (tarantolino)
Lineage: Eukaryota; Metazoa; Chordata; Lepidosauria; Squamata; Sphaerodactylidae
Product: C3a anaphylatoxin chemotactic receptor-like
Exons: 1
Coding region: 1-1032 (343 amino acids)
Biological process (GO): phospholipase C-activating G protein-coupled receptor signaling pathway; positive regulation of cytosolic calcium ion concentration; inflammatory response
Cellular component (GO): plasma membrane
Molecular function (GO): N-formyl peptide receptor activity; complement receptor activity
Source: RefSeq, a predicted model, not a curated record